AACAUGCUACUUCCGGUAAAGUAUUUAUAAAAGUUUAGGACCUGUGUUCCAGAAAAGUCCUGUAUAUUCGAGUCUAUUUGUUACAAAUAAACUAAAUCUGGGCCUAAAUAAAACUCCAGUUGUCUACGUAAAAAAACAUAAACAUAAUAAAUCCUAUCUAAGAUGGCUAAAUGGGGAGAAGGCGAUCCUAGAUGGAUUGUAGAAGACCGUCCUGACGCCACAAAUGUUAAUAACUGGCACUGGGUUGAAAAGAAUGCAACUAAUUGGUCUAAAGAUCGUAUAAAAGAACUACUUCUGGGCUUAAAGGUUGAAACUGAAAAAGGAACCUGUGAAAUAAAAGAAAUAUCACAUAUCGAAGGAGAGGCUAGUGCUAAUAACCGAAAAGCUAAAUUAAUAUUUUUUUAUGAGUUCGAAAUUAAAGGAGAAUGGUCAGGUAUGUUGAAGGAUGACAUAAAGUCGUAUAAAGGAAAGUUUGUCAUACCAAAUCUUAGUGAGGAGAACGAACCCAGUGAUAUUGAUGUCAAUGUAACAGCAGAUAAAAGUUCUAAUGAAGCCCAUGAAUUAAAAGACAUUUUUAGAACUCAAGGAACUGAACUUAUACGCCAACAGCUUGCUAAAUACAUAUCUGAUCUCAAAACUGAAUAUGGUCAAAACAUAAUUCUUCCAACAAAAUCUAGUGAUACAGCUCAGACAUCUCAACCUGUCCAUAAUAAAGAGAAUAAACCCAAACAAGAAUUAAACAAGUUUGUAACUAUAAACAAUGGUAAACAGCCUGAAGUAGGCGUUCGAAUUCACACAAAAACUUUGACCAUGUCUGAGUCUUUUAACUGUCAGGCGUCUGACCUCUAUAGGGCAUUAACAUACAAACCAAUGGUGGAAGCUUAUAUGGGAUCUGGCAUCACAUUUGAACCAAUCAAAGGGGAAAAAUUUUCAUUAGCUGGUGGUAAUAUAACAGGAGAAUUUGUUGAUUUGGUGCCUGACCAAAAAAUUGUCAAAAGGUGGCGAGUUAAAUCAUGGCCGUCUGAACACUAUUCUGAAGUAACAAUAGAAUUAAUAGACAAGGAAGGGACGACAACUUUAAACUUGAAGCAAACGGGCAUACCAGAAACUGAAAUUGACAAAACAAGAGAAGGGUGGAAAGAAAAUUAUUGGAAUAGAAUGAGACAAAUAUUUGGCUUUGGUAGUAGAAUUUUCUGACAUUUGUUUUUUGUACAAUGUAAGCAUUUAAUAUUUGGUACACCAUGCUUCAUCAUUUUUCCUGUGUGUUUGAUAUAGUAUGAAAGUUUUGAAAUUCACUCUUAAGUUAUCAAAAAAUUAAAUGAUUUUAAAAAUUUCAAUUUUUAAAAUACAAAAAAAAAAACUUUUUGCAGUAGCUUUAUCUUGAGUCACAUCUCUUCUGUACAUAAAUGGUAGUCAACAAGUAAAUGAUAUUGGCUGCCAGAAAUGUUUUUUAUGCCAUAUUUAAUAAAUUAUGUAAAGUCCAG
Physella acuta is the source of this 1484-nucleotide messenger RNA. RefSeq names its product activator of 90 kDa heat shock protein ATPase homolog 1. Gene Ontology annotation, molecular function: ATPase activator activity; protein-folding chaperone binding. Gene Ontology annotation, cellular component: cytosol. The record is from RefSeq and is a predicted model, not a curated record. Gene Ontology annotation, biological process: protein folding; positive regulation of ATP-dependent activity. NCBI's taxonomy places the organism in Eukaryota, Metazoa, Mollusca, Gastropoda, Physidae.